AUGGAUAGGCAGAUUUCAAAUCGGGUAGGUGUUGCGGAUGAUGAUGAUAGCAGUAAUCUUAUCAACUUUGAAAGAGGGAUUGUAGUGCUGACUACAAUUGGGGACAUGAUGAUGGAAACCAUAGUUCAGGCGAGAAAAAAGAACAAAAUUUUCAAUGGAAGAGGAGGGACGGAAGCUUUCCCGGAUUUAGGGAGGCACUGCCAACACUCUGAUUGCCAUCAACUCGAUUUUCUCCCCUUUAAAUGUGGUGCCUGCCAUAAGGUCUUUUGCUCGGAGCACCGAUCCUACAAGGCCCACGACUGCCCCAAAUCGGAGCACAACAGCCGGAAAGUUGUGGUCUGCGAAAUAUGUUCGACGUCGAUUGAGACCACCGGGUAUGACGGUGUAGAUGAGAAUUCUGCACUGAAGAAACACGAGACAUCACGGGAUUGUGACCCCAAAAAGAAGAAGAAGCCCACCUGCCCAGUUAGGCGGUGCAAGGAGGUUUUGACCUUCUCCAACUCCAGCACCUGCAAGCACUGCCAGAUUAAAGUUUGCUUGAAACAUCGAUUUCCAGCAGACCAUGCGUGCUCCAAGCACAUGAUCUCUUCGUUUUCAACUUUGGCCAAGGAUGGGAAGGAAGCCAAUAGCAAAUUCUUGCUUGCUUUGGCUUCAAGAAACGGAAAGGAUUGUGGGAACAAAACUCGUGGUUCUACUUCACCUCCUGCACCUUCUGUCAAAGCUCAUUGAUCCAAAAAAAAAAAAAAAAAGUGGAUGAAGAAAACAAAAGUCAAAAAAUUUGCAGGAUUCAGCUCCUAUACAUGUAAAUAGUAAAGCAUCUUGCCAUUUUAGUUCCGCCCCUCCCAAGAUUAGGGUGCAUUAAUGAAUGGAUUUACUUUUGACUCCUUGA
Molecule: messenger RNA, 889 nt
Organism: Coffea arabica (coffee)
Lineage: Eukaryota; Viridiplantae; Streptophyta; Magnoliopsida; Gentianales; Rubiaceae
Product: zinc finger AN1 domain-containing stress-associated protein 12-like
Cellular component (GO): cytoplasm
Molecular function (GO): zinc ion binding
Source: RefSeq, a predicted model, not a curated record